Messenger RNA from Rhipicephalus microplus (southern cattle tick), 867 nucleotides. RefSeq lists its product as uncharacterized. Gene Ontology annotation, molecular function: metalloendopeptidase activity. NCBI's taxonomy places the organism in Eukaryota, Metazoa, Arthropoda, Arachnida, Ixodida, Ixodidae. The record is from RefSeq and is a predicted model, not a curated record. Gene Ontology annotation, biological process: protein processing. Gene Ontology annotation, cellular component: plasma membrane.
CUCGAUUAGUGAAAGGUAGCCCGAGAGGUUAAACAGAAUGAAAACAUUAAAUUUAUUCUUAGAAGCUGUUUAUCAGCCCACUAAGGGUUGCAUUCUUUCUAACGCAGGUGGAAGCACUCCAUCUUUGACCCAGAAUGCGUUUACUACCCACGGAGAGACGUGGUGUAUGUUCCCGUGGGUUUCUUCAACAUAACUGUCCCCACAAGCCCAGGAGAAAGGAUGUUUCACGUUCCACGUGCUGGGCCACGACUUGUUGGCUGCUUCUUCCGGGUCAUCAUGGAGAACACUGGCCUGUACAAACCGGAGGGCCUGUGGUGGACAGAAGCGACGCGGGCUGCUUUUCAGGACGACAUGGCAUGUCUAGAAGAAAAGCACAGCCAAAUGAUUUUGCAAGACGGGGGGAUCAAUCUGCACGAUGUCAACAAGCGCCUCAACCUGCAAGGCCUGAGCGACGUUGAGGACAAUGUGGCCGUGCGCAUCUCGGUGAAGGUAUUCAACGACCGCCUGUUCACGAAUCGGUAUCUCAACCGCGACUACAGGCUUCCUGGAGUAGAGCACCUAUCCUCGCAGCAGCUUUUUUUCAUCUACCUCGCCCGGAGUCACUGUGAGAUUUUCACAAUUGAGAAGAAGCUCGAAGACAUCCGCUGCUCCUACAAGAGCAAAGGAAAAUACAGAACUAACCUGCCCCUGAGCAACAACCAUGAGUUCGCCGAUGCAUUUCAGUGCGCGCACGGCACAGAGAUGAACCCUACGACACAGUGUUCAGUCUGGCGUUGAUAGGUUGUGUACGUUAUAUAUGUUUUCUUUUUUCAAUUACAUUCAGCUGGGCCUAAUAAAAUGUACAUCUUCUCUGCUGUGCAGAUGAAA